GUGAGAGAAUCAAAUCAAAACUGGUUGGAAAAUGACGACAACCUACGGCACAAUCCCGACAUCAGACAAUGGACUGGAAGCAAGAUUAGGCUUCCUCGCCAUGCGGCGGCCAUGGAAGGAGAUGGUAAUCUCCUUCUCCACCCCGGGCACCCUCGCCAUGGCGCUCUCGCGGCUCAAAGGAAACGUCGCCUAUUUCUACACCAACUACGCCAUCCUCGUCCUCGUGGUGGUCUUCCUCAGCCUGCUAUGGCGCCCGGCGUCUCUCAUCGUCUUCAUCAUCAUGAUGGCCGCGUGGCUCUACCUCUACUUCCUGCGCGACGUGCCGCUGGUGAUCAAGGGCUACGCCGUGGACGAGCGCGUCGUCCUCGUCGUGCUAUCCAUCUUCACGACGCUCUUGCUGCUCACCACAGCCGCCGCGAAUAUGAUGACGGCCCUGGCGGUCGGGACCGCAGCCGUGGCGGCGCACGGGGUGUUUAGUGGUGCUGAUAAUUCUGCGCCAAUAGACCAGGAGGAUGGCAGGGGCAAGGUGAAUUUGUUAGAGACUGCUUCUUCUGGCUUUUCUUCUGGUUGAUUGUAAUGGUAAUGUAAUCAUAUGAUUUGUUGCUGACACUAA
Ipomoea triloba (trilobed morning glory) is the source of this 613-nucleotide messenger RNA. Its product is annotated as PRA1 family protein F1-like. The transcript has a single exon. NCBI's taxonomy places the organism in Eukaryota, Viridiplantae, Streptophyta, Magnoliopsida, Solanales, Convolvulaceae. Gene Ontology annotation, cellular component: Golgi apparatus; endoplasmic reticulum. The coding region runs from base 32 to 571 and encodes 179 amino acids. The record is from RefSeq and is a predicted model, not a curated record. Gene Ontology annotation, biological process: vesicle-mediated transport.